This is a messenger RNA of Sinocyclocheilus grahami, 1525 nucleotides long. Its product is annotated as UPF0544 protein C5orf45 homolog. The record is from RefSeq and is a predicted model, not a curated record. Bases 120 to 1244 code for a protein of 374 amino acids. Gene Ontology annotation, molecular function: chromatin binding. Gene Ontology annotation, cellular component: nucleus. The transcript is spliced from 7 exons. Gene Ontology annotation, biological process: mitotic G2 DNA damage checkpoint signaling. NCBI's taxonomy places the organism in Eukaryota, Metazoa, Chordata, Actinopteri, Cypriniformes, Cyprinidae.
CGGAAGGAAGAACUAACGUAGAAGAAGAAGGCUGUGGGCGGCGGCGGGAAACAUAAAUAGGAGCUUUACUUUAUUUACUUUUAUUCUCCGAGUCCGGACUGUAAAAACUACCCAACAACAUGGUUCAAGAAUUUCAUGUACUGAGAUGUUUUUCCUGUCAAACAUAUCAAGUACAGCAGAUGAAGAAGAGUAAGACAUGGACAUGUAAAGUGUGCGGCGAGAAGCAGUCAGUGAAGAAGCCUCUGGAACCGGAUGAGAACUAUGAAAACGAAGAUGUUUAUGAAAGUCCGGAUCAAAAUCCUAAAUCAGAGCAGGAAGUGACUCACGUCAGCCGCUGGAGUAAAUACACUGAUCAAACAGCUGAGAGUCCAAAUGGACAUGAAGAUGAGGAAGAAGAUGAGAAUGUUUACACAGAAAGACACCGAUUCAGAAGCCAAGGAACCAGGAAAAGGAAGAAAAUCUCCUCUUCAAAGUCUUUUGGUGGCCGUGAUGGUAACUGUGAGGAUGAGGAGUCAUGGACUGGUUGUUCUGGGUUUAAGAGACGGCCGGAUCAGCCACUGCAGCAUGACAGGAGAUUCAAUUCAUCGUGGAGUAAAGGAUCUGCUUCCAAAUAUUCCUCCUAUGGUGGGUCAGGUAAUAUGGAGCCGUGCACUAGCACAAAUCUCCCAUCAUCCCGUCAGGCUGAUUGUUAUCCUACAGCCUGCUCCAGUUCCACAGCGGAGAACUCUGGUGAAAAUAAACAGUGUAACUCUUCACAUAAGCCGCCAGCAGCUGAGGUAACCAAAGGCCUUCUCCUGCACAGCAACAGUCCUUCUGUUUCUUCUCGUCAGAAGUGUGGUGAAUCGAAGAUUGAGAAUAAGGACUCCAAAUGGGACAAAUUCCUCACAGUUGUCCCUAAUCAGCAGGACGAGGAAGAGUAUGACGCUCAAGAUUCCCCUAAUUACAGUGAUAACACAGCAGUGGCUUGUUUCUCAGAAGCACUUACAGACAAGAGUGUGGAUUCUGAAGAGUGCGGAUAUCCACUGGAUGGAAAGAAGGACAGUGGUGCUCUAGGGAGGCAGAAGUCUGUUGGUGAUAUUUGUGUAGAUGGAAAUGUAUCCAGUCCAAACAUCAGUCACCGCUCAAAGCCAGCCGGUUUUGAAAGCGCUGUCUGUAAACAGCCUACACUAUUUAAGAUGCCGUGUUCAAGCCUUUCCAUAAACUCCCUGUUCUUUACCGAUGAAGACUUUGACGACACAUUUUGAGAAUAAGUUGCAUUCUAUUCAAAAAUCUAAGUUUUAUGAUGUUACCAUAUCCUCUUGCAUUGGUAGUUAAACCAUUCUCCACAGUUUUGCACAUUUAAGAAAAUACAAACUUUUUUUUUUUUUGCAUUUUAUUGAGGAUAGAAAGUACAGGAAUUUUAGAAGACCUACAGUGCCAUUAACCUGAUUCCAUCUGUUUAUUCGAACUAACAAUAAAAACACCCAGGUUUCUGCUGAGCCUGCAAACUCUUCUUAUUAGUUAUGUAAAUGCAAACAGAAAAAAA